This is a messenger RNA of Pestalotiopsis fici W106-1, 1056 nucleotides long. RefSeq lists its product as uncharacterized. NCBI's taxonomy places the organism in Eukaryota, Fungi, Ascomycota, Sordariomycetes, Amphisphaeriales, Sporocadaceae. The record is from RefSeq and is a predicted model, not a curated record. The transcript has 3 exons. The coding region runs from base 1 to 1056 and encodes 351 amino acids.
AUGACGGUCGUGGAUAGGGUAUGCGAUGCCGCGGUGCGCAAUCAUGCACUUCUCGCAAUCCUAUCCGAAACAGAAAAUGCAGUAGAGAGUCUGUCACGACAAAAGACUCGUGUCGCUGAGCUAGACACGAGUCUAUCGAAAUUACGCCAAGACAUCCAGCACCUCGACGAGAAGCGCAAAUCGGACCUGAAGAGGCACAAGUCAUACCGCGACAGCGUUGUCAAGAAAUUGGCGUACCGCCUCAGUGGCCAGAGCGAUGAGUUUUCACUUCGCAAGGAAAAGGAGGAAAGCGAGUAUUUGCAGGCACUACAAAAGGAGCGCCUCGCCAAGGAAGAAGAGAGCAGGCUUUUGGUAGAGAGACAAGAGGCUCUACAGGUGCAGCAAUCACUUCAAGAUGUAGUUGAACGGCGCAAAGAAGCUCAGAAUGAAAUUGAGAUGCUCUACGACAGCAUUUUUAGUGGGCCAACCCCAGAGUUCCCAGAAGAGGAUGAACUAGAGUCCAAGGCUGCAAUAGCAUUAAAUGUAUAUCACUGCGCAGCAGUCAAGGAUGAGUCGAACCGAAAGAUUGUCAGGAUUCUCACAGAAGCACGACAAUUAGCAACCAAGGGUGUCGCCGAUAUCGUUGCAGCUCUGGAAGGUGGUCAAAUGGCCUCGACCGCCUCCGUGAGGAGAAGAUUGGGCAAUGCUGACCAGGCGUUGAAGAAGAUGCAAAGCCUAGUCAGAGGAUUGUCUCCUGCUUUCCAAACAUUACCAGCCGUGAACAUCCGCCUUCAGCUGAUUGAUGACAGAGUAUCUGACAAUCCAUGGAGCAUGACGGUCUUUCGGGACAAGAUACGCGAUUGGAGAGCUGAAGCCCAAGCUUGUGUAGAUGAGCUCGACAAACACUUGAGCACGGCAAGGUCCAAAAGCGAUCAGAGCCACCAAAGUAUGAUUGCCAAGUCGCAGGAUCUGGUCGAAGCUAGAACAACCCUACAGUCAUGCCGGACUGAGAUUUUUGCCAUUAUUGAAUCGGCCGAGGAUCAUGCAAGGGAGGGCGAAAGCCCACCACCUUACUGA